This is a messenger RNA of Didymodactylos carnosus, 3072 nucleotides long. NCBI's taxonomy places the organism in Eukaryota, Metazoa, Rotifera, Eurotatoria, Philodinida, Philodinidae. The record is from the annotation of a GenBank genome assembly.
AUGCUUCUGUCUAAUAUUAACUACGAUGGUCAACAAACUGAUAGUGCCAAUUUGUGCACAAGAAUUUCAAGGACUAUCGAAUGCGAUUCAAAAUCCAGUUGGAUGGAUGUUAUUGAUAAAAUAAUGGAUAGUAAAGAUAUAGUUCUUAACUGGUAUAAAGAUUCAAAUUUAAAAUCUCUUUUGUUAAAUCGUCAAUUAUUAUUAAAAAAAUAUGGCAUAUGGGGUUGUCUUUCAGCAGCAAUUGUGACAUGUAAAUUAGCAAAAUACCAUACUCAUACAAAUUGUGAUCAACAUAUUCAAACGUGUAUAUUAUCUUCUUAUUUUUUACGUUCAAUAUUUUUCUAUACAUUACCUCAUUCAGAAUAUGAUUACGAUUAUUCAACAUUAUUCAUUGAUAAUCAAACACAAUUAUGGCCUGGUAUACAGUUGACGAGUGAUGAAUUUCGUUUAAAUCCUCGAGUAUUAAUGGAUACAUUAGUCUAUAUCAGCGAAACAUUAAUUCGAAACGAUCUUAAUCUACUAGCAUUACCCGUUAUUGUAUUCUAUGAUGUAUUCACAUUUCAUUGUCGCGAUUUAUUUCAUACAAUUCAAUCUCGUUUACUACGUUUAAGAUCUUUGAUAGAAUUAGAUUUAUUUAAAGAAGCAUCAUUGUUAAUAUUUAUGUUAACUGAUGGCAGUAAAUUACCGAGUUACAAUUUAUUUGAUAUAUCAAAAAAUAUUUUAUCAGAGUAUAAUCUUGGUGUAUUAGAAACAUUGUUGACUAUUCGUCUAUCUAAUUCAAUGUCAAGUUUAUUUGGUGCUCAUUUGACAAUCGAAUUUCAUUAUUUAUUAUCAUUAUAUUUCAUUCGAUUAGCUGCUAGAAUACCUGUUAUUGCCAAUUUAGAAUAUUUCAAAUCAAGCGAAUUAAAACAAAUAUUAACAACUGUAUCAGAUUCAAGAUAUAAAGCACAUUCAAUGAUGUCCAUAACACAAUCAUCUCUGUCGACAAAAACGAAGUCAAUAUUUCCUGAAAAUAUUUCAUACGAAGAGAUUAAAUCUUAUCUAAUUGGUGUAUCAAAAUUGUAUUGUGAAAAAGCUCUUCUCGUUUUACAACAUACCGAUGAAUAUAAUCGUGAUUAUCCAAGUAAUUUAAAUUCAUUUGAAUAUCAAUUGUGUAUUGAUAGUUUGGCAAUGUUAGCUGAAUGUGCACAUCAAUGUCAUUUGGAUCAAUUGGCAGCGAGAUAUAGUUUAGAAGUAUUAAAAGUAAUGCAAUUAAUUGGUGAAGAUAAUGUUGAUGAAAGAAAAGUGGCCAAUGGUAAGACAAAACGUAAAUCGACGUAUCCUCGUUUGAGUGCAGUAUCACGAUAUCCACGAAAGAAAUUAAAUGCAAUUGACAUUCUAUUUGAUACACGUUCAUCUCAAAAUUUAAAUGUUCACUUGUGGUUAAAAUGUCGUUCAUCUCUGUGUCAUUAUAUUUUACAACAAAUCAAUACUCUAGGUAAAGUAAAAGGAGUAGAUGAAUUAAUUAAAGAAGAUAUGGCCAAUGUAUCGACGUAUAUUGAACAUGGUAUCGAAGAAUCAAACGAAUAUCAAUCGAAUGAAAUGUUAGCAACAUUUCUCUUGUACAAAUGUUUACAAAAUCUUAGUGAAUUAGUGAAUUUAGAUGAAAAUAAAAAACGUUUAAAAACAAUUAUUGAUCUACUCGAAUCAGUUGGAUCAAAACAAAAUACAAUAUCAAUAAAUUUAUUAGAAAAAUUAACAUUAACAAAAUUAUUGUUAUUAGAACAUAAUUGUGUAGAUAAUUUUGAACAAACAGUAACAAGUUUAAAAACAAAAGAUGAUACAUUACAAUGGAAUCUAUUGGAUAUGAUAAUUCAAUUGCGUGAGAGGAUUCAAACGAACAAUAAUCAUCGUGAUUCAUUAGCAACUUUAAUUCAACCACUUCAAAAUAUUUAUUCAUCAUUAUUACUCUUUUAUAUCUAUUCUAAAUUACGUACAGCUUGUAUUUUGAUAGAUCAUGUCUAUCGAAGAAUAAGUAGUUAUGAGACAGAUGUAUUAAAUGAAAAUAUUUCAAAUGAUCUAUAUGAAUGUGAGAAAUUAUUUCGUCAAUGUCUUCUACUUAAUCGAUCUAUAUGUGAACGUUAUGUAUCAAUUGAAACUGAAUGUCUUCUACAUUUAUCACGUAUUCAUCGAUUAUUAAAACGACCAUUAAAAGAAAUUGUUUAUCAACUUGUAGAUGCAAUACGUUUAACAUAUUUAAAUUCACAUGAUAUUGAAUUUAUUCAAACAUGUUAUUUUGAAUUAGCACUAACAUUUAUUGAACAUAGUAAAUUAAGUUUAUUAUCAGUAACAAAACAAGUUUCAGCACCAGUUCUACGUACGACUUCUAAACAGGAUCGUCGUGAAAGUGGCGAUGUAACGAUUGUUGGUGGCGUUAGUGAUGAUAGUCAAACAUCUGAAUCAAAAACGCCUGAACCACGUACACCAAAAUCACGACAAGCACUUGCAUCAAGACAAUCGUCGAUUAAAAUGAAUACUAGCGAAACAACAAGAAAAUUACAAUUAAAAUCAGUUGCUAUUAUGGCUAUAAGAUCAGCAACACUAAUGGCCAUAUGUAGAAAACAAAGAGUACAAUUACCUGGAUUAGCUGAAGAAUUUCCAUCGUCACAUGAACAGUUAUGGCCAACAUUUUUAGCUGGCGAUAUCAUUGGUUAUUUUGUAUUUCCGGAUAGAAAACGAGUAUAUAAAAGUAAGAGGGUUUUAAAUUAUGCACAAGUAGCUCAUUUUUCUGGUUAAUAACUAUAAUAAUAUAACUGACUGUAUGUUUUUAGUCAAUUUUUCGCCAUUCGUCUGCACAUGGUCCUAAAUAUUGGAUGGGGGAGGGGUCUAUCUCGCUUAAGGAUAGUCCCCUCAUUUUGUGCUUUCCGUAGAAAUGCUGUAAAAUAAAAAAUAAAACUCACUAAGAUUUCAUAGUUUUAGAACUGACUGGAAACUCAAUGGAACACUUUUUCGUUUUUGUUUCAAGCUUCUAACUAUGGCCGUUCAUCAGUUUUCCAGAAAACUCGGUUUUUCAUUGUGUCACAUUACGAUCAC